This is a messenger RNA of Fomitopsis serialis, 966 nucleotides long. RefSeq lists its product as uncharacterized. NCBI's taxonomy places the organism in Eukaryota, Fungi, Basidiomycota, Agaricomycetes, Polyporales, Fomitopsidaceae. The record is from RefSeq and is a predicted model, not a curated record. The coding region runs from base 1 to 966 and encodes 321 amino acids. The transcript has 4 exons.
AUGCCCAACUCUGGCCGUGCGUUUCCAAUCACAGAGGCCCAGCUGGUCGCCCUGUUCAUGGAAUCCGUCUCGUAUGGCAUCCACGUGGUUACCUUCGCGCAGUGCAUGUACACCUGGUUCACGGUUCGGCGCUCGCGUGGAACAUCCAAGACGUGGCCAUGGAUGUUUGUUGCGGUCAUUCUAUUCGCUAUCGGGACACUCGAUGUCUCGUUCAACCUGGCCCACAACAUCAUGGCCUUCGUGCUUUACUCGGGGAAAGGCGGCGCAGAAUAUCAGUUCAAUGAUAUGUCGAACUGGGUCGACGUCAUGCGGCACCAGACUGCUCGCUGCUGGAUCGUCUACAAACAGUAUGACUUCAAGAAGCACCACUGGUUCAUCCUCUUCAUACCCAUACUGCUCUGCCUCGGGGCCAUCGUCUGCGCAGUCAUGGACAUCGUAGUCCUCUCCACCCUUCACGAGUCGACCUCGAUACCCGACGCGACCCGCCUCCGGCCAUACCUAGUCGCUUACUUCAUUUUGACCCUCGCGUUGAACAUCUUAGCGACAGGCUUGAUCGUAUAUCGCAUCUGGGACAUACACCAUCAGACCACUGCAUUCUUCAAGAGCAGCUUGUGUAGCACAGACCGCAUCAGAAGUGCAAUGCGAAUAUUCGUCGAGUCUGCACUGCUCUAUACCCUCUCGGUCGGGGUUAGCAUCAUCGUCGAGCUCGCGGGAUCGAACGCAUACUACGGGACCAGCGACCUUAGCGUGGAGCUUGCGGGCAUCACAUUCGACCUCAUCAUCAUACGCAUCUGGCGUGGCGUCACGGCGGAGCAAACCCCUCACUUUGCACAAUCGCAGGGGCGAGGGCGCGACGAGCGAAGAGAUACCCAGGAAGUGCAUACGAUGGAGCGCAGUAGGGCUGUGUCCCCCAUUGUCGUCAGCCUUCAUACCGUUCGCAUCGAAGAUGGCAAGGACUGGCCUUGA